GACAUUUCACAAAAACAUUUACGACAGUGUCAUGGCAGCGUGCGGAGUCAGUUUUGAGAGUUCAGGCAGCAUCGAAGAAAGAAAGGAGAGUAAACGACAGGCCCGAAAAGAUGCGCUAGAAAAGGCCAAGCAGCAGUAUGACAGAGAAGAGAAGAGGAAAGAGCUGAAGAGGCAGAGAGGGGAGGACACUUGGAUGCUCCCAGAGGUCAACCAGAGGCUGCAGCAGAUAGAGGAAGAGGGCUCUGUGAGGGGCAAGAAGAAGAAAGAGAAAAAAUCUAAAAAGAAAAAGAAGGAGAAGAAGAAGGCAAAGAAGGAGAAGAAGACAGCCGAAGCAGGAGAUGGCUCAAGUGACAGCUCAGAAGACUCAGGGGAAGAGUGGAUUGAGGCUCAGCCUCAGACACAAGCUUCCAAACCCUGGCAGGUUUCUGACGAGUCCAAGCCUUCAGAGAGCAACCUCAGCCCAGCCCAGAAUGCCCAGAGAGACGAAUGGAUGACCUUUGACUUCCUGGCGAUGAGAACCACUUCCACAGCAGAGAGGAGAGCUGAGAAAGAACGACAGAAAGAGGAGGAGAGGGCGAAGGCUCAGGCCAUUGAACAGGCUGGUUUACACAAAUUGGAGCUAAACCCGUACUGGAAGGAUGGGGGAACUGGUGUGCCCCCAGAGGAGAUGUCUGGUACUACAGUAAAGAAAGGACCAGUAGUGAACGAUGGAGGUCUGAGCUGGCUGAGGAAGAGUUACCAGAGGAUGAAGGAGCAGGCAGAGAGGGAGCAGCGCAGCCUCAACGAUGUGGUGGCUGAGAGAUACGGAUCAAUGGAAGAAUUUCAGCAGAGACUUACUGAAGCUGAGACGGCUGUUUACGGACAGAGGAGAGGAGGAGGAGAAGGAGAUGGCCCAGCAAGAGGCGGGUGGAGGAAAGGAGAGAAUGAGUCCAGGGAGAGAUGGAGGAGAAAAGAGGGAAAUGGGGAAGAUGGAGGUCAGUGGAGAAAAAAUGAAAGAGACUCAUCAGCCCGAGACAGAGAGAUAUACCAUGCUGGGCGAGGACAGGAGAGGGAGAGGGGAGGGUAUCGAGGGGGAGGGGAUGACAGAGGUCGAGAUGGAGACAAGUAUAGAGAGAAGGAUAGGGAUAGAAAUAGAGAGAGAGACAGAAACAGGGAUAGAGACAGAGAGAGAGAACGGAAUGGAAGAAGAGACAGAGAAAGAGAGAGAGGGACAAGAGACAGGGAUGAAGAUCGGGAAAGAAAUAGAGAAGGAGAUCAGCGCAGUGCUGCUGCAUCAUCGUCAUCAUCGGGUGCAAGUUGGAGUCAACAUUCACUCUCCCUUGGGUCACUAAAAAGCCGCUUCCUCAAACCCUCAGAAGAUGAUGAGAAUAGUGAAGUUCCAGAGCGUCCGCGUCCUCCACCUCGGCCCUCCAGAGGAUUCCUUAAACCCAGCUCUGAUGAUGAAGACUCUGGUCCCCAUGACACCAGCAUUCCACCCCUGAGGAAGAGCAGCAGUCUUGCCCAAGAAUCUGACUGCUUGGAAAAAUCACAGCAGGAGAGAGAGAGGGAUCCGGAGAAAACUGUAACUGCUGCUCAAGAUGGUCCACGUGGUGACAAAGCUGCUGUGAUGAUAUCAAGGAGUGAGAGUGAAAGCGAGGAAGAAAAGGAGGAGGAGGAGGACGUUCCCCUGCUGUCUGAGGAGGAGAUGAACAGACUGGCGGGCGAAUUGGUGAAGGCCGAGAUCAGGGGCAAAACGGCCUUAGUUGAGAAGUUGAGAGCACAGCUGGAUGCAGCACGGAGAGCCAAAGAGAGCCAUGCUGCCCAAAAGAAGCUACUUGAAACGGCUAACUCAAACCAGAUCCCAGGUCGUUCCGCUGACAACCAGGAGGUCCUGCUGUUUAGAACUGAUCAAUCAGGUCGGGCCUGGCCAGUCAAGGGACCCUCUGGACCUCAGGAGCCCCACGGAGGACGACGGAAAAAGAAACCGAUUGAGACCCAUGUUGACGGAGAGCGUGUGCGCUAUUUCCAGGAUGAUGACAAUGUUGGUCUGCAGGAGAUGGUGAGGAGAGAGAAGAUGAGCUCUGCACAGGAUCAGAAUGCCCUCUACUCUCGCAUGGCUGCCAAGAUGAUGGGGAAGACAGACGGCGACAACUACACGCUGGAUGACAUGUUUGUGUCGAGUGCAGCUCAGCGGGAGGGGGAGGGGAGGGAGGAGGAGAGGAUGAGGAACAGAGCCAUCGGGGAGAGUAGGAGGCUGGCCGCCUCUAUGGAGAAAUGCCAUCACUGCUUCAGCAGCCAAGGGCUCCAGAAGCACCUCAUAGUGGCAAUAGGGAGCAAGGUGUACCUCAGCCUGCCUGCGGGAGUGUCGAUGACAGAGGGCCACUGUCUCAUCUGUCCGCUCCAGCAUCACUGCUCUGCCACCGGAUUGGACGAGGAUGUCUGGUCAGAAAUGCAGCUGUUCCGGCGUACUCUGGUACAUAUGUUUGAGUCCCAGGAGCUGGAUUGUGUGUUCAUGGAAACACACAUGAACCCACACAGAAGACAACACAUGGUCCUAGAGUGUAUCCCACUGCCCCGAGAGCUGGGCGAUAUGGCACCCAUAUACUUUAAGAAAGCUAUCAUGGAGUGUGAUGAAGAAUGGGCCAUGAACAAGAAGAUUGUUGACCUCUCUUCGAAGAACAUCCGCCAAGCUGUUCCUCGAGGUCUGCCCUACUUUGCUGUAGACUUUGGACUUCAAGGAGGGUUUGCUCAUGUAAUUGAAAAUGAACACAAGUUCCCCCAUUACUUUGGCAAGGAAGUGGUAGGCGGCAUGAUGGACUUGGAGCCACGACGUUGGAGGAAGCAGAUCAGAGAGAAUUUUGAUGAUCAGAGGAAAAAAGUCUUGCAGUUUGCACAGUGGUGGAAACCGUAUGACUGUACCAAGACUGAUGGCUAGCUGGACACACUGACGGAAAGUUGUACAUGUUUUUUUCAGAAGGGAAGACAACACACUCACAUUCUCACAUUUGGUGAAUGUGGUGCAGACACAAAUUCAGAAUGUCAUGUAAAAUUUAGAAGCUGUUAUUGUGAGAACAUUUUUACUUAAAAAAUAGAAAAUAAAUAAUUUGAUUCAUGUAUUAGUUGUUAUUUUUCAUGUUACAUAAUCAGGCCAGAAGUGGUUCCCUAUGACCAUGUUUUUACAUUGAAAAGGCCUCAAGACCAAAAUCGUAUUCCCCCGUCAUGUAUUAAUGCUACAUAUUAAAAUAAAAAAUUGAACACAGUAA
Xiphias gladius (swordfish) is the source of this 3242-nucleotide messenger RNA. It is a transcript of the gene cwf19l2, whose product is annotated as CWF19 like cell cycle control factor 2. The transcript has 19 exons. Gene Ontology annotation, cellular component: post-mRNA release spliceosomal complex. Gene Ontology annotation, biological process: mRNA splicing, via spliceosome. The record is from RefSeq and is a predicted model, not a curated record. NCBI's taxonomy places the organism in Eukaryota, Metazoa, Chordata, Actinopteri, Istiophoriformes, Xiphiidae. The coding region runs from base 32 to 2914 and encodes 960 amino acids.